GAGUUACAGUUUAAAGAAAACAAAGCAGGCGUCAUGUCGAUGGGAUCGUGUUCUGCGAAAUGUACAUUAAUUCUGUUGAACGCAUUCUUUCUAGUUGUUUCGUUGGUGCUUAUUGCUGUUGGAUCUGUCAUGCAAGUAUCCUUUCAUGCGUAUGCACAAGUUUUCCGUGAUAGCGUAAGUGUACCAGCAGUACUAAUAAUUUCCCUCGGCCUCUUAAUAUGUAUGACUUCGAUUUUUGGCCUAGUGAUCGUUGUAAGAGAAAGAUACAUUUUAUUAUCAGUAUAUUCUUGCGUACUUGUCAUUCUUGUUAUUGCUGAAACUUUUAUUGGACUCGUUGGCCUUACCUUAAAGUCUUAUGUGCGCCAAAUUGUGGUGCAUACAAUGCAAGUGGCUGAGAGGAAAUAUAACGAGAGCAUUUCUGCGGCUUACACUUGGAAUACUAUACAGAACAACUUGCACUGCUGCGGUAUUUUGAACUACACUGAGUGGUCGACUUAUUUGAACAAUUCUGUACCAGAUUCUUGUUGCAUCUCUUAUAAAUAUAACUGUGGUAUUAAUGCUGUUGAGGCCAACAACGUUCACGCGACAGGCUGUGCUAAAGCUUUGUUUCACUGGCUCUAUGAACACCAAAUUGUCAUCGGCGUACUUUGUGCUGCUUUUGUCUUGCUAAAGAUUUUGACGCUUAUGUUAGCGCGUUGUUACGGCAGAUAUCUCGUGGAAUUUACAGAUCAACCCAGUCUGAAUCCUUUCAAAACUUCUAUAUGGCGGUAGCAACAAACCGUAGCUACUAAAAAUGUCUCUGAAGAAACUAAAUUUUCAACAAAAUUGUGACUAUAAGUUAUUGGACUGUUAGUUUUGGCUUAUUUGCUUAGAAUAAAAUUUUAAAAAAAAAAAAAAACCAGUUGUAAGCAACGUAUUCAAAUCUGGUUGUACCGUGGAAAUUUUGUUCGAGUCUAUUAUAGCGUUCUCAAAAUCAUUUUUUUUUUUUUUCCAAUGCUUUCAGAAAAAACUUCUCUUCGCUAUAGACUCUAUUUGUGGUUCCUAAUUUUAUGCCAUAGAAGUAAUACAGAAUCAAUGAAACUUUAAUUGCCUAAAUUUUUGAUACUUUUUUCCAAAAGUGGAACGAAUCGAUGCUUCUUAAAAGCAAAUUUCAAUCUUCAAUGACUUGUGAAAGGAACUUUUAUAUUAUCUGAAGUGCACACGACCUCCCCGGAGUUGCUUUACACUGAGUUUUCUUCGCGUUCUAACAAUCUCAUUUCAGGCGAACAAAAGCUUUAUUUACAUAAAUAAAUGGUUAUUUCUGGAAUGCCUCUAACUUCAUAUCACUUGUAAUUUGUCUUAUCUUAACAAGAUUAUUUCCAGUGUAAUUCUGAAUUAUUGCAUGUUAUCCUACACCAACUUCUAAAUUUUGACUUGAUUAGAUAGUUCUAUUCUGACAUUAGCACUUUAAGAAGUAACCAAUUGACUGAAUCGGCAAUGUAAUGAAUUUUUAAUUUUAUCAGCCAAAUCUUGAUUUUCAGGAUUUUGUUUAGUGAGUGCUAAUAUUAUAUGCAAAGACUACAUCUCAAAAAUGGUCCUCUUCAGAAACUUUCUGACUACAUCUCACCAUCUUCGGGACUUCUACAAUAAAGUAUUGCUACCAAAUCUAGAACGGUACUGUUGCUACACAACUUGUACAGCGUCCAGGGAAAGUCGCUUAAAUUUGCAUGACACGAACGCUUCAGUCCUUGGUUUACAUCUUCUGUCGCUUUCUCGCUUUUUCUAUUAAAAAAAAAACUAUCUGCAUUUUGUAGCUGGCUCCUUUCCAUUCCUCCUUCCAUCGGGUACUUUCCUCUUCCUCCCAUCACCUAUGUUGAGUCCAAUACUCCAGGCCAUGUAGCAACCACAACAUUUAGUUAAUCUCAGAAUGUCGGUUUUCAGGAACUCUCUCCAUACAUGUGUUUCUCGCCGUUGUUGGCUUGCAGCGAUUUCGAUGAAAAGUUAACGACCUUGAAAGACCCGCGGAAAGCCUUCAGCAUAGUCACUGCUUCCAGCGCACAUAUGCAGUAAAAAAGCUCGCUAGUAUAUAAACCCUGAUUCGACAAAGGGUUACAUUUUGUUAAAAUGUCAACUGCAUAAAAAUACAUUGAAAUUAAACUGUUAACGGACAGAUUUUUCCUGAUACGUAGCAAAUAAAGGUAUUAGCGGGCAUAACAUUCCUUAAUUUUUGUAAUCUAGAAUUGCACAAUCAUUGAAUAGGUACUAAAAACCUCUCCUCGUCUCACAAAUCAAACGGUACUGCAUAUUUUCAAUGCAGGCCUACCAUCCAGUAUUCGAACGUAUUUCCAUUAUUGUACUUGAAACUUUAUUUUCUAUUUUAUAAAAUGCAAAUCGUAACCUUGGUCAAAUCCUGUCUACUCUAAUAAAAACAUAAGCUAGACACUUCUGGCCUUUUCUUUUGCAUCACUGCAUUUCUCCCCCCCCCCUUUAAGUACAGGCAAAUAUCGUGUGACAGCAAUUUCCUGACUCGUAUUUGCGCAGAUAUUGAUUAUGUAGGAUUAGUUGAACAUUGUAUUUGAAAUGUCAGACAGUGCAAGGUGUUUCGAUGUCUUCCUAUUCCCCUUCUCUGCAAAGGUUUAUUUGCGCAGCAAAAUGUGAGUUUAUAGAACGUUUAUGUGGAGAUAAAUUAAAACGGCUUUGAUUGCCUGUACCCAGAGAUUCUCAACAUUGCGUACGAAAGUAUUUUACUGGUCAAUAAACCUGCUUUUCAUAGUCACCUGCUAAGAGAUAUUUUCCAGGAUAAGAAUGUAGUUAGUCGUCCCAGUUAUAGAAAACGGUAAUUUUAUAUAUAUAUAUUUUUUUUUUUCUAGUAUUGGUAUCUGACCAUAAUUUGGGGUGGGGUUACAAUUUAUUAAAUUACUCUCGUCGUGUUUCACUAGUACUUUUAUCGACUCCGGAAGGUAAUAAACUAAGUCGAACUAUUGUCUUGCAUAACUUGAUGGAUUAAUACAGCUUAAUGCUAACUGUCUCGAUACAAAACCUUGCAUAAUUAAGGCUAAUGUAGAAUCUCCUUUACAUCUAUAUCUUGAUUGCAUAACUAAAACAUUCGUCAGAAAUUUGUACUUAUUUCCGUUUGUGUAUUUAGAUUAUAAAUUCCCACUACCUAUAAACACUUUCAAAAUUACCCAGUGAAAAAUUUUCUUAUAUAAUAAAAGUGUGUGUGUGUGUGUGUGUGUGUGUGUUCCUUAUGGAUUCGAAAACUGUUGCCGAUUUUGACAUGAGGUAUCAAAAGAUUCAGUAAUCUUUCGGCUACCUGGUUGAUGAACUUUGGGACAUAGUGGGACACAAUACUCGAUUUAACAACAAACACACACACACACACACACUAGAUGCAAGAAUGACUGUGGCUGAGAAGUUUGCCUCCCAACCACAUGGUUCCAUGUUCAGUCUCUCUGCAUGGUACCCUGGGCAAGUGUUUUCUAAUAUAGCUCUAGGCCAACCACACUUGUGAUUGAAUUUGGUAGACGGAAAUUGCAGCGUUCUUCGUCAGAAAAUGACCGCGAAACGUUCAUAAAGAGUUGUUUGUUUCAUACUACUCGUGUGCCGAUUCUGCCCAUAAAUGAACAAAUACAAUGUGGCUGUAGGUCAUAAAACCCGGGCAACGCCGGUGUGCAUAGCUAGUUAAUAAAAUAAGAUCAAGCUACAUAGUCUUCAACAAAUUAUGCAAUACCUAAAAUAUCUUAAAAAGUAAAAUAUUCUAAAUAAGCUACUUCACAAUUUUUUUGUAACAGGGUUCUUCUCUCUCAACAACAUUUAUAUAUGUAAAAGAAUGGGGAAGCACCAAUAUUUCAUUUGUGCUCUAUCCCACAAUUUUUGCCAUGAACGAUUACCAAACCACGUUGUUGCUCUAAAGUAGAGAUCACUUCGCAUAUCUUUGCUUCGAUGGUGUUAAAACAAUCCUUUUACAAGUGGCACCAAUUGUUUUUCUAUUACUACCGAUUCAAGCAUAUGUAUCAAGCACCAAUGCACACUUAUGCUAGUUUCCGUCCUCGGCACUUCCUGGGCGGACCGUAGCUUUGCUGACAGCACGCAAUGAACAUUAUGCGUAGCAAUUUUUCAGCUACACUUUAAAUAUGUACACGAAGAGAAUUUUUUUAGGAUCGUAUUUAAAAUGCCAAUUUUCACGCAAUAUUAUCUUGCAUCAUAAUGCGGCGAGCUAGCGGAGUCGUUAGCACGCUGGACGAAAUGCUUAGCCCUUCGCUACGUUGUUGAGUUCAAAUUCUGCCGAGGUUGACUUUACCUUUCGUCCUUUCGGGGUCGAUAAAUUAAGUACCAGUGAAAUUCUGGGUUCAUUGUAAUCGACCAGUCCCUUCCCCCAAAACUUCAGGUUUUGUUCCUUUAAUAGAAUAUUAUUUUGCAUCAUAACACCGAUCUGGAAUUACGUAAAUAUAUCGUCGUAAAGUGUUAGCUGCUAAAUGGAUGUAUAUAGGCGGGAGUACUUUCAAAGAACAAGUAUGGGAUUUGGAAAUGUUCCGAUAAAUACGUUCUCUGCAAUGGCUUGAGUAAGAAGCAAUAGUAAGUUUGCAGAUAGCCAUUGUUAUUAGCUCAGUUUAAUCUCGUAACAUUUUCUAAGGUCACCGAAGCAUGUAGCAUGCAUCUCACUACUUUAUAGAUUCUACACUGUACGGUGGUUGUGGACAGACCCAUCUAAAACUUUAAAAACUUCUGCUUUAAAAAAAAUAAAUAAAAUACAUCCAGUUUAUAAACAGCUGCUUCCCAUAUUCCCACAAAAUCUCUUUAAUCAGGAUACAAAAGCAUUUGGCAUGAUAUGAGGAAGCAAUCCAGCCAAUCGUCAGUAAAUGCGAAAUCUGAGUUUAGAUUAGGGAUGGUGAGCAGAAACUUUAGACUUAAGAGGAUCUAACAACUCCAGUCGCUCCAUCCAGUUCGCUUAAGCAACUUCAACAUAGUCCUCAACGUAUAAUUCUUGUCAGUCACGAUUUAAAGCAUACGUGAUGUAUAGCGUAGCGCUUAGUCGAUGACGAAAAAUAUGGGCUU
This is a messenger RNA of Octopus bimaculoides (California two-spot octopus), 5034 nucleotides long. RefSeq names its product tetraspanin-3. NCBI's taxonomy places the organism in Eukaryota, Metazoa, Mollusca, Cephalopoda, Octopoda, Octopodidae. Gene Ontology annotation, cellular component: plasma membrane. The record is from RefSeq and is a predicted model, not a curated record.